GAAAUUUGGGAAUGUCCAUCACUCGGUAUACACCAGACGUCAGCUCCUAUCGAAUGUUGCGACAUCAAGCAGACUCAAAUCCGAACAACGACAGAUUACGUUUGCUUGAAAAUAGUCUCGACAGAUGGAAAGAGGACGGAAUCAACACAGUCAGGUACCAGGUACUGCAGACGGUCAAUAAACACAUGUACACGUACAUACUAGCGGGAAUUGAUCAGGAACAUUGGGUAUACCAACCGUGGAGGAUUGGCAACAAUAACAGGUCACGUGACGACUCCUUUGAUUAUGCGGCAGAGGAAUUGUUUUUAGAUAAGGCUAAAUAUCUGUUAGGAAAAUUUGUUCUGGAUAAGGACUUGGUACAUAACCUAAAGAAAGAAUUUUAUCGUCUCAAUACUUCUGAUGUUUCGAUGGAGGAUAUAUCUGCAAUUAUACGACGAAUGUUCCCUGUUACGUCUCCUGAGGCGAUGGUUGUGCCAGAAUUAAUACAAUCUUCAGGAAACGAAAGUAAAACUAAUAACCAAACAGGAUUGAGGAACAUUGGUCUCCUUAGCCAAUACCGUGAUCGUGCCAAGGAAUUAGAUCCAGAUUUGCAAAAACAAGAAAAACAAUAUUCCGUCCAACAGUCAAAAGCACAACCACAUUGGAAACACACUUUAGAACACAUGCAAAUACAAGAAAAUAGUAAACCUGUCCAACCACAACAAAAUCAACGAGAAAAUCAGCAUUCCAUCCAGCAAGUAGAAAUAAAACAGGAACAUCUUAAUCCCGUCCAACAAGAACAAGAAAUUAAAACUCUUGUCAGACAAGUAAUACGAAAACAAGAGAAUAAUCUCGCUCAAAAAGGUCAAGAACAACGCGACCGAAAUCCCGUCAAAGUUUUUCAAGCACAACAAAACCCAUUUUCCGUUCAGCAAACAGAACAAGGUAACCAAAAUCAGCGUAAUACUAAUAUUAACACUGCAUUUACUGAAAAUCAAAAGAAGUACCAACAACGUCUUAAAACACAUGAGAAAUAUCGACAGAGUUUGCUAAAUCUGCAGGAUAAUCAAGAAGUCAAACCACGUCAAAGUCCUAUACAGGUGUUUCAGAAACUGAGUGAUAAGUUGCAGCAACGAAAUAAAUUCCUGCGUGAGGUACACCAACCUGUCUCUUUAUCUCAUAAAACCGAGUCCGUCAAUCUCAAUAAAACAAUAGUAGCAUCAUUGCCCCAUGCACCGUAACGAAACAAGGACUAAACGUAUAGGCGGGUAGAGGUCAUUGGAUGCAAGGCCACAGGAUAUACAUCUACGAAACAAAAUGGGAGUCUCCUCAAAGGCAUUCAUAUGUGUGUGGAACCAGUGCGAGUUUGGUUCAGUUCUAUUGACACUGUAACCAAUCAUCUUUUGAAAGAUUUUUUUAUGAAAGUUACAAGGAUUUAAACGGAAAUUAUACAUGUAAUAUAAAAAUGUGUUAUACAUCGGUGUGGAACUUGAUGUGUUCCAUGUUUUGUUAUGUAGUACGAUUUGGAAUUCACCAAUGAUCGAUGUAGACCACACAGAAAACGUUAAAAUCUGACACCGGACUUGUAGUAUUUUCCGGUGAGAAGCAGGUUUAGGCCAUUGCAGAUUAUACCCGAAGUGCAAUUCAUGAGUGAAACUUUAAAGUAAAUCAUGAUCCUGGGACGCAGGGAACGCCUAGGGAGCGGUUACCCGCAAAAUGUUCGCAUUUUUCCUCAGUGCUAUUUAACAAUAGAUGUUUCACUCACUAUGUAGGGAACUACAUAGUUGUAUCAGAGAAUUUUAAAUGUUGUCUAUAAAUA
Pecten maximus is the source of this 1798-nucleotide messenger RNA. RefSeq lists its product as uncharacterized. The record is from RefSeq and is a predicted model, not a curated record. The coding region runs from base 12 to 1220 and encodes 402 amino acids. The transcript is spliced from 2 exons. Lineage: Eukaryota; Metazoa; Mollusca; Bivalvia; Pectinida; Pectinidae.